Molecule: messenger RNA, 4740 nt
Organism: Gigantopelta aegis
Lineage: Eukaryota; Metazoa; Mollusca; Gastropoda; Neomphalida; Peltospiridae
Product: zinc finger protein 665-like
Exons: 4
Coding region: 229-2862 (877 amino acids)
Biological process (GO): regulation of transcription by RNA polymerase II
Cellular component (GO): nucleus
Molecular function (GO): RNA polymerase II transcription regulatory region sequence-specific DNA binding; DNA-binding transcription factor activity, RNA polymerase II-specific
Source: RefSeq, a predicted model, not a curated record
GACGCGGACAGUGACUGAAUUAUUGAAAAUACUAGAAAUUACUUUUAAAUUUGCUAACCACCGUGUUCAGCUGUAAGUGUAAUUGUAGACAGCAGUGGUUUUGUUGUUUCUGUAAUGGGUUUUGUCACCACACACAAGAAAACACAUUUAAAAACCAUAUUUUUGUAAAGGAGUUUUGGAGGGCGCUGCAAAGACUUGAAUAGAUGUACCUGUAACUGAGUGGGCGGGAUGGCAGAAAGUGGAAACUGUGUUAUAGUUGUCCGGCAGGAUGUGCUCGUUCAGUUUCAGGCAAUUCAGUAUGAGACCAAUCUCGACGUUAACAUGCAAAUGGAGCAGUUCUUCCAGCUUUACCAUUGUGUCAAGUCGGUGCAUGUGAAGUUGGACAGCUCUGACCUUGAUGCAGACAGUACAAUCAUCUUGUCGGAUGUCUUUAAGAAGUUUGCUGCUGAUUACAACAGCCCUCUCACUGCUACUGGUCCGAUUACUCCAAAAGUAGAGCACCAAGCGACUACCCAGUCCCCUUCUUCACUACUGGCUACUCACGACUAUUCAAAAGGACCAGUCUUAACACAAAAACCAGCGACUGUAGCCAGUGUCUCAAAAACUGCUUCAGUGGAUGCGGUUAUUCCACAAGUAUUACCCACAGAGCAGAUUACUCCACAAGCAUUGUCAGCACAGGCAGAUGUUUCUGCAGCAUUCCCAACUGAUGCCGUUACUCUGCCGGCAUUCUCUGUGCAGAGUAGCAUUUCUCCAUCUAAACACAUUGAGCAUGGUAUGGAAGAAACAACAUACUUUGAAACGACCAUGUCAGAACACAGUGAUAAUGAAAAUGAUAUGAUUAUGCAUACAACUGGUAUUACAGGACAAGAGUUGAGUCAAAGUGACAUGGCUGGUGAAGUUCUACUUCCUCCUGAGUGUAUAUCCAUUGGCAGCAACACUGACGAUAUGAAGACCAAAAGGCGCAUUAAACACACGGGUCUGGGUAAAAAGCGUGGCCCAUACAGGUCAAAAGUAGCUAGAGGAGUGCCAAUAGUGAAAGAUGCCAUUUUAGAUGAAUCAGAGAUGGAUCAAAAGCCUACAGUAUCAUCGGUUCCGUUCCACCUGGUCACAAAUAUCGGACGGUCAUUAAAGACGGAUGAUACAGAAGAUGAUUUCCUUCCAGAGCUGAAAGCUAGUGAUGAAAUCAUACCCAAGUGCAAGUUUUGUGAUCGCCUAUUUGAUAAAGAGGAACAACUGAACAAACAUAUACAAAUUCAUUCUGGCAUUAAACCUUUCAUUUGUAUUCAUUGUCAAAAGACCUUCACCAGGAGGUCAUCUAUGGUUAGCCACAAGAAAUUGCAUUCAUGUUAUAAUGAUUACAAAUAUGUGUGCGACAUAUGUGGCAAAAGGUUUCCACAGAGAUGCUCUUAUCGCAGGCACAAACUGACCCAUUCACUUGGUGAAACGUCGAUUCAGUCUAAGAAAAUAAUUUCAAAAGAUGACGGUGAAAUGCAUGCGGAAGCGCAGUCCAGCACAGUUUCAGUGGAGAGCCCAGUGUCAACGCUUGAACAGUCAAUAAAGUCGGAACAGAGCAGUAGCUCACCAGAGUCGAAGGAUGAGGAUGCAAUCCAUAAAAGCAAAGAAACGUUUGAACGCAAGUGCAGAUUUUGUGAUCUGGAUGUCGAUACAAAGGAAGAAUUAGCUACUCACAUCUUGAUUCACACUGGUCCAAGGCCCUUUGUAUGCACACAGUGUGAACAGACCUUCACUGAAAGAUCAUCUAUGCUUACCCACAAAAAAUUGCACUUGGGUCCUAAUGCUUACAGAUAUGAGUGCAACUUGUGCGGUAGAAGGUUUGCUAGAGGGACCACACUUGUUCGUCACAAACUUGCACAUACUGGUGAAAGACCGUUUAAUUGCAAGCUUUGUGAGAAAUCAUUUGCAACCAAGUACACGUUGAAAACACAUACACUGAAUGUGCAUUUCAAUACCAAAACCAAACCAGCUUACAAGAAAACAAGAGUUGCUGUUUUUGUACCGCCUGAUUUGGAACAGAAUGGUUCCUCCGAUCUGAUACAGCAGAAUAUAUUGACUUGUGACAAGUGUGGUCAGUCGUUCAAUUGGCACAGUUCUUUGAUCAGUCACAAGAUAAAUCAUCACGGCCUUAGACCGUAUCAGUGCGAUGUGUGUGGUAAGACAUUCCCAAGGAAGUCCGUGCUCAGACUUCACAUUUUCUCUCACUCCAAUUACAAACCUCACACCUGUGAUGAAUGCGGCAAACUCUGCUCUACAAGAUCAAGUCUCAACUGGCAUAAAAAAACACAUUCACAUGACCUUCCAUUCCCAUGUGAAGUUUGCGGCAAGUGUUUUAAGUUGAAGUCGUAUGCCAAUAAUCACAUCAAAAUACAUAGUUCUUCCAGAGAGCUCUUUGAAUGCUCGGUGUGUUCAAAGACCUAUGCUACAAAAUCAGGACUUGAUGCUCAUAAUCUCAGACUUCAUGCCAGUGAAGACGACCGUAGGAAGAAGGAAUACAAAUGUCAGUGGUGUCCUUUUGUUUGCUAUGAUCGGAAUUACCUUCACAGGCAUUCUGUCACCCAUACAGGUCAGAAGGAUCACAUGUGCGAGGUCUGUGGGCGAGCAUUCUCAUUUGAAUAUUCUCUCAAACGACACAGGCUGAUGCAUGUAAGUGUUCGCAAUCACCAGUGUCCUAUGUGUGACAAAAGUUAUUUUAUUAAAUUUGACCUACAUCGCCAUAUGAAAAUGCAUUCUGAAGAACGACCAUACCAAUGUGAGCAUUGUGCAAAGUGCUUCAAAACAACAGAUUGUUUGAGCAGGCAUAUCAAAAAGGUACAUACUAAAGACAUUGCAGUGUUUGUUUACUAAAUUACAUGUACUACAUUAACAACAUAGGUCAUUCUUGAAAAAAGAUGCACACUGAACACAUUACAAUGUACGUACGUACAUGUUUAGUAUGUUUAUCAAGUGUAGGAGAAAGUACAUUUAGAAACCCUGGUAUGUUUGAUUAAUACACACUUAAACCAAGUACACUCCAAAAAUAUAAAUGUUUGCCCGAGAAUAAAUUUUUAAAAAGAGCACAUUAUAUACAUGUAUAUAGUGUUUUGGGCUUCUUCUUUUUUUGGUGGUUUUUUUGUGCUAAAUGUUUGAGCAGAUAUGCUUUACUUCUGCUGCUGAGCGAAUAAUAUAUGUUUAACAUGUUUUUGUACAUACAUUUUAUAGUCUUACUGUUUUUCACCCAUGGAGUUUUGAGUGAGAGGAAAAGUACAAUAUUUUGAACCAAAUUUUGUUAUACACUAUGAAUCAUUGAAUGCAAAUGGAAUAUAUAUGUAGUAUUUACUGUCAGAAUGUGGAUGUGAAAUCAUGCAUCUGCAAUAACCUUGAAAGUCCAUUUCACCAGACUUAAUAUUAGUCUUCUACUGGUAUGAUGUCAUAGCUGUAUAUAAAAUCUACAUGUAGCAUAUGUCGGAAAUAAAAAUCCUUUAGUUUCGGGUGUUACAGUAUAUAUCAUUACUUGAAAACUUCUCAGCUUCUUCAGGCCUUAAACUUAAGAAUUUAUCUUCCAUUGCAAUUUAAAACAAAAUUGCCAUGGGUGAAACGGCCCACUGACGGCAAUUUAAAACCUGCACACGGCAAUUUUUAAAAAGAGAUACUUUUGAAGCAAACAGAUGACUGCAAGAUUAUUUUGCUGUAUGAAGACAUAUUUUAAAUAUACUAAUGUUAUAUACUGGUGGAUAAUGUACACCAGACAAACAUUUUGCCAUGAUUAAGGAGCUUUACUGAUGGUACUUUUUUUAUCAUCAGUGAUGUCCCAGACCUACGGCAAUUUACAUCUCAGCAGCGGCAAUUGCUGUCAGUGCCGUCAUUAUUUUCGAGCUCUGUUCUUGUUCUUUGAUGAAAAGCUCAUACCUUGUACAGUUAGUAAUUGCGUACUUCGAAAGAUCCUGCAAAGUUUUCAGGAUUUGUUUUUUGUUCAGUGUCAUUUUCAUUCCUGAUGUGUGAUGAAACAUGGUUUAAUUUUAACCAAAUAUACAGUAGAUAAGAAACUAAUUUGGUUUGUUGUAGCUUGAUAUCUCUACCCACCCCAACACACACACACACACACACACACACACACACACACACACACACACACAUUAAUUCCAGUGGUAGAUUAGUGGUGUGGGUAUUUUGUUUCCUAUUUUUUUAAAAAUGGGACAAUAAUAAAAUACAGGUAGUGUGUAAAUGAAAUGUUGAGUGAUACAUGUGUCUUCAAUAAUCUCUUUACUUUUGCAAUUUUUUUUUUUUUUUAAAUGAAGGAGAAAAUGGUUAUAAGCAACAGAAUAUAUUAAAAGAUAUUUGGUUACAAGUUUCCAAAAUUAAUCAUUGGGGAGGGGUGGGAAGGAAGUAUUAUUUUAUAUGGGGUGAAUUUUAUUUAUACAUACAGUAUUUAGUUAUACCACUAGACAUAACUACAUGGUUUAAAAUAAAUUUUAAUUGUUGGGGAGGUAGAUAUUUUUUAAAAAAAAUUCUGGAAUUUUCCCCUCCCCAUUCCCUUAUUUGAUAUUUUCAGAAACCGCCCUUGUUUGACAUAAUUACUCAAGAGGAAAUAUGUUUGUUUGAAAACAGCAUUAUGAUGUGUACGUUAUAGUACAUGUAUAAUACUUAUUGCUGAUUGUUUGUUAAUUCAUACAAAUGUGUUGGCUGAUAUUAUGUUGUUUGCAUGUCAUUUUAAUAUAGUAUAUUAAAGUAUUUCAUAAAGCCAUA